Molecule: messenger RNA, 1315 nt
Organism: Vicugna pacos (alpaca)
Lineage: Eukaryota; Metazoa; Chordata; Mammalia; Artiodactyla; Camelidae
Gene: DNASE1L1
Product: deoxyribonuclease 1 like 1
Biological process (GO): DNA catabolic process
Cellular component (GO): nucleus
Molecular function (GO): DNA binding; deoxyribonuclease I activity
Source: RefSeq, a predicted model, not a curated record
UGCCUGCUGGGAAGGGUGGGGCGGCCCGCCUGGCCCGGACGGAUGGGUCAGGAUGACAGCCUGUUCCUCUUUUUCACUCUCUGGUCUCUGCCCAAGCAGGCGCAGCGAUUCCGUGGCGUGUCGCGAUCCGCUUACAGCAGAGGCAGGCGUGGAGACAACCUGGUCUGCACAGAACUGAGUCUGACUGGAACCACAGUCUAGGGCAACCUGGAUUCCUCUGGAGGGUUCCAGCAGUCCGGACACAGCCAUGCACUGCUCCUGCUCCUCCUCUUGGCCAGUGGGGCUGAGGCCUUUCGCAUCUGCGCCUUCAAUGCCCAGCGGCUGACGCUUCCCAAGGUGGCCAGGGAGCCUGUGAUGGACACCUUAGUUCUGAUCCUGGCUCGCUGUGACAUCAUGGUGCUCCAGGAGGUGGUGGACCCGACUGGCAGUGCCAUCCCCCUUCUGCUUCGAGAGCUCAAUCGAUUGGAUGACUCUGGGCCCUACAGCUCCCUGAGCAGUCCCCUGCUGGGGCGCAGCACGUACAAGGAGAAGUAUGUGUACAUCUACCGGUCUCACAAGACGCAGGUCCUGGAUUCCUAUGUGUACGAUGAUAAGGAUGACCUCUUUGCCCGGGAGCCCUUUGUUGGCCAGUUCUCUUUGCCCAGCAAGGUCCUUCCCAGCCUGGUGCUGGUCCCGCUGCACACCACUCCGAAGGCUGUGGAGAUGGAGCUGAAUGCCCUGUACGACGUGUUUCUGGAUGCCUCCCAGCACUGGCAAAGCAAGGAUGUGAUCCUGCUUGGGGACUUCAAUGCUGACUGCGGUUCACUGACCCAAAAGCGCCUGGACUCCCUAGUCCUCCGGACGCAGGCAGGCUUCCAGUGGGCGAUUGCGGAUGGGGUGGACACGACAGUGCGGGCCAGCACCCACUGCGCCUACGACCGCAUCAUACUGCACGGGGAGCGCUGCCAGGGCCUGCUGCGCUCCGCAGCUGCCUUCCACUUCCCCAGCAGCUUUGGGCUCACCGAGGAGGAGGCCCUCAACAUCAGCGACCACUACCCUGUGGAGGUGGAGCUGAACCGGGCGGCGCACAGGCUGCCGUGCCUCAGCCUGGCCACGGUGCUGCUGCCAUCGCUGCUGCUGCUGCCACUCUUGCCCCCACAGCUGGGCCUGGUGGCCUGAACCCACCCGUACCUGCUGCCCAGCCCUGGGCAAUGCUGCCUUCAGGAUUCAAACCCGGGUGGAGGGUUAGCUCAGGGGAGAGCGCAUGCUUAGCCCGCACAAAGUCCUGGGUUCAAUCCCCCGUACCUCCGUUAAAAACAAAUAAAAAUAUUAAAAA